This is a messenger RNA of Entamoeba invadens IP1, 564 nucleotides long. RefSeq lists its product as hypothetical. The transcript has a single exon. Bases 1 to 564 code for a protein of 187 amino acids. Gene Ontology annotation, molecular function: GTP binding; GDP binding; GTPase activity. Gene Ontology annotation, biological process: signal transduction. The record is from RefSeq and is a predicted model, not a curated record. Gene Ontology annotation, cellular component: plasma membrane. Lineage: Eukaryota; Evosea; Mastigamoebida; Endamoebidae.
AUGGAAAAUAAAAUACUUAUCAAACUUUUAGGCGUUCCAUGUGUUGGUUGCACUUCAAUAUGUACUCGAUACACAAUGAACAUAUUCGUUGAAAAUUAUCACCAAUGUGUUAUUGUUGAUUAUUAUCAUAAAACAGUAACUAUAAAGGACAAAAAGUAUGAGUUGGAUAUUGAUGAUUCCACAAGCACAUUAAAUUUUUACGCUUUAACUGAGUUGAUGAUUAAACAUUCAAACAUCAUAGUUUUGGUAUAUUCUAUUGAUUCAAAAUCAUCAUUUAAUGAGAUGUGUACAAUAUUAAAUCUGGUUCACAAAACACUUGGAGUUGACACACUUCGAACUAUUCCAGCUGUCAUCUGUGGUAAUAAGAACGAUCUGGAAAACAAAAGAGAAGUGAGUUAUAUUGAAGGACAAAAACUUGCUGAAAAAGAAGGUUGUCUUUUUUACGAAAUCUCAGCAUUAAAAAACAUAAACUUAACUGAAAUGUUCGAGAAAGCGGUGAGUUGCUAUGUCAACACUAAAUCAAAUGAAGCAGACCAACAAUAUGAAAUAUGCAAAUUGUGGUGA